Anolis carolinensis (green anole) is the source of this 5206-nucleotide messenger RNA. RefSeq names its product ADAM metallopeptidase domain 33 (gene adam33). Gene Ontology annotation, biological process: proteolysis. Gene Ontology annotation, molecular function: metalloendopeptidase activity. Bases 307 to 3201 code for a protein of 964 amino acids. NCBI's taxonomy places the organism in Eukaryota, Metazoa, Chordata, Lepidosauria, Squamata, Anolidae. The record is from RefSeq and is a predicted model, not a curated record. The transcript is spliced from 24 exons.
GCGGGGGAAGAGAAAAAAAAAUCAGGGGUAUCUUUUCAUGGGAAAGACCCUCGGACUUCUUCCUCUUUCUGCGCGCAAUUCUCUCUCAGCCUCUCCAAACAUGUGUUUCUCGUUAAGGAAAGCCGAGCCAAAGAAAGAAAGGGAAAAAAAGCCAGAAGGAGGAGAGGAAAGGGUCCGGGAGGGGGUGGAAGGAGGGAAGGAGGAGGGACGGAGGAGGAGGAAGAAGAAGAGGAGGCGGAGGAGGGAGAGGCGAAGCGUCAAAGGCGGGCGCGCCAGGCGCAGAGGCGGCGGAGGGCACAGGCGGGCAUGGAGAGGGGCGCCGGGGGGCUUCCUGGGCCUCCCUCCGGGGUCUCUCCUUCGGGCUCCCUUUGGGGGCUCCUCGCCCUCUCCUCCCUCCUGAUGCUGCUGCUCCUGAGCCAGGGGGGCUCCGCCGAGGGGCAGCCAGGGUUGUCUUCGCAGGGAGAGUUUGUGACUCCUCGUUGGAUUUCAGGAGGGCGAAACAGGCGAGAUGCCAGCACGCCAGAAGACAUGCCAUUCCCUGCACGCGGAGAGGUGGAGGUGACCGUCGAGGGCAAAGAACUUAUUAUGGUGCUAGAAAAAAAUGAAAGGCUGCUGUCCCCAGACUACACAGAGACGCAUUAUACACAAGAAGGGCAGAGGGUGACCAUAUCUCCCAACCACACCGAACACUGCUACUACCACGGCCACGUCCGAGGAUACAAAGGCUCCUGGGUGGUGCUCAGUACUUGCUCUGGAAUCAGUGGGCUGAUUAUACUGGACCAUAAUAACAGCUAUUACCUGAAGCCUCCGGCCAGUCCAUCCUCUGGCCAUCAGGUCAUCUACCGGACAGAGCAUUUGCCGGCCAUGGGGGGACUUUGUGGGCACGGUGACCAUCUGCAAAGCAAUGUAACGGAUAUUGCCAGGUUCUUCAAACCAGCUCCGCAUCAGCGGAAAAGGAGGGACGUCUGGAGGACCUUGAAGUACAUGGAGCUCUUCAUUGUCGCGGAUUAUUCCUUGUUUACAGCUCAGAAGCAAAACUUGGGUCGCACAAAGCAACGCAUACUGGAGAUCGCCAAUUAUGUAGACAAGUUUUACAGGUCCCUGAACAUCAAAGUGGCGCUGAUCGGCCUGGAGGUGUGGACGGAGCGGGACCACAGCACGGUGAGCAACGAUGCCCACGCCACCCUCCUCUCCUUCCUGCAGUGGAAGAAGUCCCUGAAGUCCCGGAAGAAGCACGACAACGCUCAGCUCCUCACAGGUGUGCCAUUUAAAGGGACGACGAUUGGGAUGGCGCCGCUGGAGGGCAUGUGCAGCGGGGAAAACUCCGGUGGCGUCAGCAUGGACCAUUCGGAGCUGCCCAUUGGUGCUGCUGCCACCAUGGCCCACGAAAUCGGCCACAACUUUGGCAUGAGCCACGACAUUGAAGGCUGCUGCGUGGAAGCCACGGCGUCCCAAGGAGGUUGCGUCAUGGCCGCUGCAACAGGCUACCCCUUCCCCAAAGUGUUCAGUUCGUGCAGCCGGGGGCAACUGGAGAGCUACUUCCAGAAGGGAGGCGGGAUGUGCCUCUUCAACCUGCCGGACACCAAGGACCUGGUGGUGGGAAAGAAGUGCGGAAACGGAUUCCUGGAGGACGGCGAGGAGUGCGACUGCGGAGAGGUGGAGGAGUGCACCAAUCCUUGCUGCCACCCACACAAUUGCACCCUGAAAGCUGGAGCAGAGUGUGCCCACGGGGACUGUUGCAAGAGCUGCAAGUUAAAGACAGCUGGGACCAUGUGCCGAGAUCCAGCCGGAUCCUGUGACCUCCCGGAGUACUGCACUGGGGCAUCCCCGUAUUGCCCCACCAAUGUCUAUCUCUUGGAUGGCUCAUCCUGCUCUUAUGGGGAGGCAUAUUGCAACAACGGCAUGUGCAUGACCCACCACCAGCAAUGCGUCCAGCUGUGGGGCUCAGGUGCUUCUCCGGCUCCAGAUGCAUGUUUCCAGGAUGUCAACAGGGCUGGCGAUAUGUAUGGCAACUGUGGCAAGGACAAACAUGGCCAGUAUGUCAAGUGUGCCUUGAAAGACGCCAAGUGCGGGAAGAUCCAGUGCCAAAGUUCAGCGGCCAAACCCAAAGGCACCAACACCAUUUCCAUGGACACCACCAUCCGCUUCAACGGGCGGGAGAUCAAGUGCCGGGGGACCUUGGUUUACGCCACCAACGAUGACGAGGGAGACAUGUCUGACCCGGGUUUGGUGAUGACAGGGACCAAGUGUGGAGACGGGAUGGUAUGCAAAGACCAGCAAUGUUUGAACGCCUCAUUUUUUGAACUGGACAAAUGUAUCUCCAAAUGCCAUGGUCAUGGGGUUUGCAACAGCAACCGGAAUUGCCAUUGCGAUGCUGGAUGGGCCCCUCCAUUGUGCGAGAAGCCGGGGCUGGGAGGCAGCGUGGACAGUGGCCCUGUGCAAUACGACAAUCACGAAACUGUCCUGGUCACACUCGUGGUGGUUUUCUUAUUGGCCACACUUCUUAUAGCUGCUGGACUCUAUGUUUACUACAGAAGGGAGAGCUCCUUCCUCAACAAGUGGGUCAAAGGCUUAAGGAAGGGCCAGGAGACGUACAGGAGGAAUGGAGUGACACCUCAGAAGGCAAACCAGGGACACGCUAACUCUGCCUUCGUGCUGCAGGACAUUUCCUCUCCCUCUAGUAAAGUUGUUGGCAGAAACUCUAGCCAGGUGAGCCGGGGCGCUCCUCCCUUGAGAGCAAACCUGCUCCAAAACGCCUCCCAUCCGGUCAACGUGGUUCGUCCUCUCCGUCCGGUUCCAAGUCCAGUGGCUGUUCCCCAAAAGGACUUCAAGCCUUGCCGUCCCCCGCCGCUGCCUCUCAACAAGUCCCCUGCCUUUCCUGCCACUGCGACCACAUUUGGAGCCCAAACCAAGCAGCCCCCGCCAAAGAAGCCUCUUCCCAACAGCCCUGUCCGGACCACUUUGGUUGAUCCAAAGCUCCGACCACCCCGCCGGCCGCUUCCGGGGAACCCACUUUUGGCCAAAGAGCUGCCAUCUUCUCAGGGCCAAACCUUGCUGGUCAUGGUGCCCCCCAGCCACCCCAAAACAUCGAAUGUCACCAAUUCGUCGACCCACCUCUCAAGACCCCUCAAGCCAAUGCCACCUCACAGACCCGUCCCAGCCUUGAAAGUCCAGACGUCUUCCUUCCCCUUUAAGAAAUGACAGUGGUGGACGCGAGGAUCCCGGCUGACCUCCUCUUGGCUCCUUCCUCCGCAUUUGCACUACUGCGGCCGACGCAGGAAACUUUUUUGCUACCAAAGACAGUUAUUAAUUAAUAUUAUUACUAUUUUUGUAAAGGGAUUGUUUCUGCCAAUAACGAAGAAGAGGGCUCAAGGGUCACAACCGGAACAGUUGGUGCUUCUCUGCCAUCAAAGGGCUGCAGGAAAGAGGGGCACAGAAAACGGGUCUUUUGGUGCCAUUUUAUGGGAGAGCGGCUGUUUUGCAGAUUGUUCCCCAUGGCUUUGACCCACAAGGUCUGUGUCCUCUUUUCUCUCUUCCUAUCUAUGGCAGCAGUUAGCAAGAAGGUAGAGGUUGCCAACCCUCGAAGCCUCCCGAAAUUGGAAGACCUCAAUCAGCUACCUCCAUGUUUUUGCACAAGCUUCAGGGGUAACUUCUCCUUCUCUCAUGACGUCCCAUCAAAUUGGAUAGGUUUUCAAACUGUAUGGGUUCCAAACUGUAUGGGGCACUGGAUGGAAUGGCCUUCCCUGACCUGGCAUUGGACUACAAUUCCAAUCCCUGCCACCAUGAUUGGGGAAGAUGGGAAUUGUAGUCCAAAUCAUCCAGAUGGACCUAGAGUGGGAACUUCUGGUCUACUGUAUGUGAAGGGUAAGGUUAAAAAUGGAUGGGAUAUCCUAAGGAGUCACCGGUUUCAUGCUUUAUGGGAAAAGUAGAAAAUAACUAGCCAUGGAAGGGGCAAAUAUUGGUCCAUUGGCAAGAAGAGGCUGAUUCUUCCCUCUGCUGUGAAAACCCACCCGAGAUUGCUUCUGCAGGAAGUAGAGUCAUUAAAAAUACCACUGAGCCAUGGCAGCUAGGUCAAACAACAUUCGUUCUAUAGUGUAGGCACACUCUUAGUGACCACAGAAGGAGCAAGGAGAACACCUUGAAGCAGGGGUCCUCAAACUAAGGCCCGUGGGCCGGAGGCGGCCCUCCAAGGUCCUUGACCUGGCCCCUGUCCUAAACUUUAGACUUAGGGUUGACCUAAGUCUACCUGGUCUUUGGAGGUCUCUUUGCUUAGCUACGGCCUUAUGAGACCAUCUAGAUGGCUUUUGGAGGUCACUUUCCGUACCUAUGGUCCUAUGAGAUCAUCUAGAUGGACUUUGAGGGUCCUUUUCCUUACCGAUGGUCUUAUGAGACCAUCUAAAUGGUCUUUGGAGUUCACUUUGUUUACCUAUGUUCUUAAGUUAGAGUUGACCUAAGUCUGAAAUGACUUGAAGGCACAGAAAAACAAUCCUAAUUUUUCACUAUUUCAUCAUAGUCUGCCCCCCCAACAGUCUGAGGGACUGUGAAUCGGCCCUUCACUUAAAAAGUUUGAGGACCCCUGCCUUGAAGGAUACUAUGGAGGGUUAGAAGGAUAGAGGUGCCACUUUUUGAAUCUGCUCGGACAAAGAGUCCCAUCAAUUUUAGCUGAGUAGAGCAUGCAAAAAUGCCUUGUGGUUUUUUUCAAGGAUAAGUCUCAGAAUAGAAGUCAUCUCUAAUCCUAGACAUCAUCAUCUAAGAAAAGGGAUUUUUCCAAACUCUCACCAAUAACUCUACAGUCCUGAUCAUCUACCCAAAACUUUAGUGGUGGUCAAAGUAUCUCAGAGCUUUCUGGUGUCCAAUGGACCUCCAUUCCCACCCCAAGCGAGCAUUGGGAUUGCCAUGCACCUCCAAAGCAAACUUGCUGCCCACCAAAGCCAAUUAUUCAAAAUGGUAGAAAGAUGAUGGUGUCAUCUCCUUAAGCUGCAACUUGGAGGAAAUCACAGUUGCAAACUAUGAACAUGGCCACACAGCCCGAAAGACAUACAACAACCCUAUCUUCAGAGGAAUUGCUUCAUGUUCUCCCUUUGCCACCUUCACAGGAAGAUGUUAGGGGCUCAGGACGGACAUUGGCAUCUAUCUCCUUGGUACCUAGUUUUUGUCACGGGGAUUGCCUUUUUGUAUUAAUAAGAGAAACACGGCAUUCGUUCUU